Messenger RNA from Rhagoletis zephyria (snowberry fruit fly), 1138 nucleotides. Its product is annotated as regulator of telomere elongation helicase 1 homolog. NCBI's taxonomy places the organism in Eukaryota, Metazoa, Arthropoda, Insecta, Diptera, Tephritidae. Gene Ontology annotation, cellular component: nucleus. The record is from RefSeq and is a predicted model, not a curated record. Gene Ontology annotation, biological process: negative regulation of t-circle formation; telomeric loop disassembly; regulation of double-strand break repair via homologous recombination. Gene Ontology annotation, molecular function: DNA helicase activity; ATP binding; DNA binding.
CAAUGCAAUGCAGGCGAGAAACGCUAACUGGGGCGUUCCAAAAAUUAUAUACGCCUCCCGUACGCAUUCUCAAUUAACACAAGCAAUGCAGGAGUUGAAGCGUACCUCGUACUCGUUUAUGCGCGCUGUGGUGUUGGGCUCACGGGAUCAACUGUGCAUUCACCCAGAAGUUAUGCGCGAACAAGGCAAUUCCAACAAAGUGCAACUUUGUAAAUUGCGCAUACAGACGCGAACUUGCANGGGUAAAACGUUGAGCCUUUUAUGUGCAUCUCUGGCUUGGCUGCUAUCACGUAAAUCCGAAAUGCAAUCAUUAGUGCAACUCCAUGCAAGAGGUGGCGCUGCAGCUCAGCAAGCAGUGACCGAAUUCAAUGCAAUGCAGGCGAGAAACGCUAACUGGGGCGUUCCAAAAAUUAUAUACGCCUCCCGUACGCAUUCUCAAUUAACACAAGCAAUGCAGGAGUUGAAGCGUACCUCGUACUCGUUUAUGCGCGCUGUGGUGUUGGGCUCACGGGAUCAACUGUGCAUUCACCCAGAAGUUAUGCGCGAACAAGGCAAUUCCAACAAGGUGCAACUUUGUAAAUUGCGCAUACAGACGCGAACUUGCACAUUCUAUAAUCGCGUCGAGUCAAAGAAAGACAGUGCUGAAUUAAAAGAAUCGUCCGUAAUGGAUAUAGAAGAUUUGGUGCGAGUGGGGCAAAAACUCAAAGUAUGCCCAUAUUAUGUAUCCAAAGAGUUGACCAGCGAUGCGGAUAUCACGUUUAUGCCGUAUAACUAUUUAUUAGACCCUAAAGCACGUAAAGCUAAUAAAGUGGAGUUGAGCAAUACAAUUGUUAUAUUGGAUGAGGCACACAAUAUUGAAAAAAUUUGCGAAGAAUCGGCAUCAGUGCAAAUACGCUCAUCGGACAUAGCGUUGGCAAUCGACGAUGUGACGCACGUGAUGAAAUCAAUGAUGAAUGAAAAUGCAUUGGAUUUUAUGAGCAGUGAUGAACCAAAAGAUUUUAAAUUGGAGGACUUAGCAUUACUUAAGGAAAUGUUGUUGGAUCUGGAGAAGGAGAUUGAUAAUAUUAUUGUUGAAAACAAAGCAGAAGGAACAACAUACCCCCCUUCGUUCCUGUUUGAGAUAUUGGCAGCGGCGAAA